Messenger RNA from Paramacrobiotus metropolitanus, 983 nucleotides. RefSeq lists its product as uncharacterized. Lineage: Eukaryota; Metazoa; Tardigrada; Eutardigrada; Parachela; Macrobiotidae. The transcript has 6 exons. The record is from RefSeq and is a predicted model, not a curated record. Bases 87 to 716 code for a protein of 209 amino acids.
UUCACUCCAAAAAAAUCGUGAGUUUAAGUUUGGUCAGUAUAGAAGCGAAGAAAUUGUACUUAUUACACCACCCUCAUAACGGCAACAUGCUCUUCCAAUGGGAUUUAAAUCUUUUUGUCAUUGGUGCCCUUCUAACUCUGGGAGCAGCUGAUGAUAUUCGAGUUGAAUUCCAAUUGCUAGACUUCACUAACAAGGCCCGCGCUCUAACCGACGGAACUUCAAAAUGCCCAGUCAAGUCGUUCUGCACAAAAGGGGAACCAACAUGCAACAUUCGGUUAUCCCGCGCAGUGGACAAAAGACUGUGCCCCGAAUCCUCCGACCAAUGCUUUAGUUCCCCGAUUACCGAUCCAAAAUUUAUGGAAUGGCGGUUUGUUUUUUACAAAGGUUGCUCGGAUCAAGCGCUUGUUAAUCGCACUCUAUCUUUGGAUAACUGUAACAAAAAAUUUCAGGAAACGAAAUUGCAGCUGAAAGUAAUCCAUCAAGAGAAGUUUAAUUCGGCCGAAGACAAGGAUAUGCAGAUUUUUGACUGUCUGACUUCCGGCAACGCCGCUGAUGUGGCUUCAAACAAACGUGCUGCCAAAUGGUCGCAGACCAAACAGUGUGCUCAAAAGUAUAACAAACCGGAGAAUGCAAAAUUGUCGUAUCAGUGGCGAGCGUACAAAAUUCCCAAAGAGCAAUGUGGAGCCGAACCAAAAGAGGCCCCUUUCCUAAUCUAAAAACUCGAGCUCAUGCAAUGUGCUGCGAUGCUUGAAAUUUAAAUGAAAGAUACUAAUUUAACAAUCCCUCGUACUUUGAAUUGCAUGCAGUUCCUUAGCUGCAUACGUUCUAAUAUUCCAUGUGCAUUUCCAGACCUGAAACUUGAAACUUGAAAGUAACCGGCAACUUGAAACUUGAAAGUAACCGGCAAGGAAUUGUCUAUGUUAGGAAAAAAUCCGCUUUGGGCUAAUACGAUAUGACAGCAUCUUCAGACUGUAUUAGACGUA